AGCCAGUGACAGAUUCGAGUAGGAAAAUGGCGUCUCCGAAAACCGUUCCGAAAGAUGCACAGGUGAUGAUGCAGAUUUUGAAAGACAUGGGAAUCACGGAGUAUGAACCCAGAGUCAUUAAUCAGAUGUUGGAGUUCACGUACAGAUACGUCACCACUAUAAUCGAAGAUGCCAAAAUAUACGCCACACACGCUAAGAAGGCCAACGUGGAUGCAGACGACAUACGGUUAGCCAUCCAGUGUCGAAUGGAUCAGUCCUUUACGUCUCCGCCUCCACGAGAUUUUCUGCUCGAGGUUGCCAGGCAGAAGAAUCAAACCCCUCUGCCUUUGAUUAAGCCGUACGCAGGUCCUCGUCUUCCACCAGACCGCUACUGUUUAACGGCGCCCAACUACAGGCUCAAGUCGCUGCAGAAAAAGGUGUCUUCGUCUGCGGGGAGGAUCACGGUGCCGCGGCUCAGCGUGGGGGCCGUUUCCAGUCGCCCGAGCACGCCCACUCUUGCUACCCCUUCGGUGCAGACAAUGGGCUCGAAAGUAGGCACGCCGGUGUCACUAACAGGUCAGCGCUUCACGGUUCAGAUCCCGUCCUCUCAAGCUACAUCUGCGAAAUCGGCGACCCCGAGCACUCCAGGCACGGUCCAGAACGUCCUCAUCAACCCCUCUCUCAUCGGCUCCAAGAACAUCCUCAUUACCACCAACAUGGUGUCUCAGAACUCGUCCGGUGACUCGGGCUCCUCGCUGAAAAGGAAGCACGAAGAUGAUGAUGAUUACGACGCCUCGUGACCCUGGAUGGAAAUAAUCAUUCGUCUGGAUCCGGGACGCCGGUUCUGCUUGUAAAUAUAUGUUCAUUUGCCUCCGGUCUUGCAGCCAUGACGUCAUUUUGAUUAUAUAAGUAACUUUAGCGUCUUGCUCAUUGAUUUGCUAAUUUUUUGUAAGUAAAAAAUAAAAUGUUUUGUUGCUUUUUUUUUUCUUCUAAGAAUUAUUAAUAUAAACUAUGCGCUUUUUUUUUUUUUUGUAUCUGUGGGGAAAAUGGAUAAUGGUUACUGAGGACAAAUUGACAUGGGUUUUAUGAUGGAUCUCAAAACAGCAUGUUUUAUUUUAAAAUGGAAUUUGAUUAAAUGCAAGGAAGCGACCAGAACAGAGUGACAAAACUCUAAAACAAAUCUUUUUUUUUUUUCCCCCUUCUUUUAUUUCUUUUUGUAUUUUCUGUAUAUAUUAAUAAACCUGUCCUGAAAUCCCGAAA
Messenger RNA from Neoarius graeffei (lesser salmon catfish), 1239 nucleotides. It is a transcript of the gene taf9, whose product is annotated as TAF9 RNA polymerase II, TATA box binding protein (TBP)-associated factor. Gene Ontology annotation, biological process: RNA polymerase II preinitiation complex assembly; DNA-templated transcription initiation. The transcript has 7 exons. The record is from RefSeq and is a predicted model, not a curated record. NCBI's taxonomy places the organism in Eukaryota, Metazoa, Chordata, Actinopteri, Siluriformes, Ariidae. Gene Ontology annotation, cellular component: transcription factor TFIID complex; SAGA complex. The coding region runs from base 27 to 779 and encodes 250 amino acids. Gene Ontology annotation, molecular function: RNA polymerase II general transcription initiation factor activity; transcription coactivator activity; protein heterodimerization activity.